This is a messenger RNA of Pocillopora meandrina, 2063 nucleotides long. Lineage: Eukaryota; Metazoa; Cnidaria; Anthozoa; Scleractinia; Pocilloporidae. The record is from the annotation of a GenBank genome assembly.
AUGAAAAUGAGCAACACUUCGUUUUCCAAGGCAGAAGGUAUCGUGUUUUGCAGCGCCUUCUUUUUGACGUCUGUUCUGAUCGUCGCGGGAAACUUGCUUUCUCUUGUCCUCUGUGCCCAUACCAAAGCACUUAGGAAGAAAAGUUUCUUUCUUAUCAUCAACAUGACGUUUGCAGAUUUGAUGCUUGGAGGAUUGACUCUUCCUAUUUACACAUACAUUGCAGGAGCCACGUUCUAUCCGCUUUGGACAUUCAAUUAUGUUUUUGAUUACAAGGCCGCCACGUUUUUCCACUUAAUCGCCGACACCCUGUUUGUGUUCGCCUCUUUGCUUUCUGCAACCUUUAUAUCCUGUGAGAGAUUUUACGCCACGUAUCAGCCGCUUAAACACCGAACAUUGUCAACGAAUACAUACAGCAUCACCAUUUUCAUGCUAUGGAUACUGGCUGUCUUAGUGGCAACAUUACUGAUCGUGUUAAAAGAGCUACAAUCAGUAGAAUAUGCAAUUUACGUGGCAGUUCCCUUUACUCUAACUCUAAUAAUCAUCAUAUGCGUUUGUAACGUCGGUAUAUGGAGACAAUUCCAACACGCAAGUGCCGCUUCACAACAAAAAAACAGAGACUCGCAAAGAAAACGUUUUACAAAAACCUUAGUGUUUGUAUCUACUCUAACUUUAAUAUGUUGGCUUCCUUUCCUUGUCAUGACCAUUUUAAUGGUUUUAUAUGACGAUGCAAUAUCGUUGAGGUUUUACUUAAUGGUAAACAUUCUAAAUUAUUCCAAUUCUUUUGUAAAUCCAGUUAUCUAUGUACUAAGAAUCCCUGAAUUUAAACAAGCGCUUAGUUCAAUUAAGCUGCGGCAAGAGAGAAAUGCAGCCAUGAAACUGGAACGAACUAGAAAAGGAAGACAAGUGACAGAGCCAAGAAUGUUACAAACCGCUGCCAGUCAUUUUCAGGGGCUUCUUGAACAGGAGGAUAAGGAGACCAAACUUUAAUCAAAGAAGAUAGCCACCAGCAACAAAACCGCACAAACGGGAAGACGAAGAAAUGCAACGAAAAAUUGGUUUAGUAAACUGAUGUUUAUACAAAGUCCUCUGUCAUAUUUGAAACACUUUUCAAUAAGAAUCUUAUCAGAGCAAAGCGAGAGCAACACGGCAAAUGAACUUCAACCAUUGUCUUUGGAAAGCUGGUUUGCAAACUCUUCUCGAGAGUUUUCAACAGUAAGUGACACCUUACAAUUUAAAUGACUUAUUCAUGACAUCAGCGAUACAAAUGAACCGAACUAGACAAACUUAUUUUACCCGCGGAAUAAUACCAAUUAACCAUACCAGACAUACGUUACUUAAGCUAAUGGUAUGAGAGCGGCCAAAAACAAUUGAGUUUUGAUACGAUACACAUAAUUGCGAAUGUGGAUAUUUCUGAUGCAUAUUAUCACUGGAUAAUUCGACACAAUUUUUCGAUAUCAAUCGGAUCUGUGAAUUAUUCUUUUUCUCUCUUUCACUUACUCAAGCAUUCGGCACUUUUUUCAUGUAAAAACUGGCCUAAAACACACACAUUUCCUUUAUCACUCUUGCGUAACCAAAUAAUAACGAAACAGAUGUAGAUACCUUAAACUAUAAAAUAUGGUUACAAUGUUUCCUUUCAAUAGACUGAAGUAAACUUCCACCGAUAACAAUGAAAUAAAGGAAAAGGAACCGACAUACAUACUACUGUUAUUGUGUAAAUUACUUAGCUGUUAGUGAGGAACACUCACGUAAAGCGUUAUCAUUCUCCUUCGUUAAUAAAACUUUGCGAUCUUCGUCUUUGAAAUACCACUUGCUUUCAUUUUUCGUUUUUUACACAAGUCUGACAAAUACGUCUGGAUCAUCAAGAAUAAUGUCUUCUAAGGCAGAGGGCAUCGCUUUGUGCAGCGCUUCUGUGUUGGCAUCUGUUAAUUGUCUCAGGAAACUCGCUCGUUCUUGUUCUCUGCGCAGUCAAGAGGACAUUGCAUAAAAAAGGUUUAAUUCUAGUCAUCUACAUGGCGUUUGCGGAUUUGAUGCUAAGAGCUUUUAGUCUGCCCAUUUUCAUCUAG